Messenger RNA from Hevea brasiliensis (rubber tree), 1585 nucleotides. Its product is annotated as protein SHI RELATED SEQUENCE 1-like. Gene Ontology annotation, biological process: positive regulation of DNA-templated transcription. Gene Ontology annotation, cellular component: nucleus. The transcript is spliced from 3 exons. The record is from RefSeq and is a predicted model, not a curated record. Gene Ontology annotation, molecular function: DNA binding; DNA-binding transcription factor activity. Lineage: Eukaryota; Viridiplantae; Streptophyta; Magnoliopsida; Malpighiales; Euphorbiaceae. The coding region runs from base 719 to 1342 and encodes 207 amino acids.
UUUAGAUGAUGAUAUAUCCCAAUAGCAUUCCAAACAGAGAGUGCCAAAUAGAUUAAAUCCGUACAAUUCCUUUCAGAAAGUGCCAAUUUAAGUGGAGUCAUGAAACAUGUAUAUGGGCAUUGGAGAAAAAUUAUUCAUCUUUUCUCUCUCUCAACAACCAAUUAAACAUGCACGCACCACCAUAUCCACAAUCAAUUUGUAUGCUUGUUCUUAAAUUAUCAAAUGUGUAAUUGAUUACUGGCUAGAAAUCUCUUAGAGGGAAAAAUUUAUUCAGAAAAAUUUUGCUGCUUUCCUUGUGGAUAUACUCUGAAUGUGGGAUGCGUUAACUCAUGUUUGCUUCCAUGGCGGCUAUUAUAGAUCUGUACUCUUAACCCUUUCUUGAUUUAGUUAAUUCCUUCUAACAAGAAGAACAGUCUUUCUUGUUUAAUUAGCAGUGCGUUUCUUUCUUUAAAAAAAAAAAAAAAAAAAAAAAAAGAACAGUGUGAUUCCCAGUUGUGAGUUCAAAGUCUCAAACCCUCAAACCCAAAACCAGAGACAUAGAAGACCAACCCAUCAUCACCAUCCACAACGAGAAACCAACAGUACCCACCCUAGCUUCUGAAGAAAGCCCUUGGUCAUCUGGGUUGCUAGCUUCUGUGAAAACAGGAGAAGUAGAGUGGUGGUAGGAAGGGGAAUGAACUGUGAGGGGGGAGUAGUACUGGGUUCAUGAUGAGUAAUAAUGAUGAUGAGAGAAGGAGGUUUAGGUGGCCAACGAUGUCAAGACUGUGGAAACCAAGCCAAGAAAGACUGUAUUUACAUGAGGUGCAGGACUUGUUGUAAAAGCAAAGGGUUUCCGUGCGAAACACACGUCAAAAGCACCUGGAUUCCUGCUUACAAAAGGCGCCAGAGGCCUCAAAAUCUUGCUUCUUCUUCUGUUGCUGCUGCUGUUCUUUCUAUGCAACAACAGCACCCUCCAGAACACAACCCUAAAAGGCUUAGAAGAAAUCUCUUAACAGGUUUAGAAGUGGGGAAUUUUCCUGCUCAAGUGAAAACCAUGGCUACAUUUCGUUGUUUUCGUGUGAGUUCCAUUGAUGAAGCAGAAGAUCAGUUUGCAUAUAAGACGAGUGUGAGCAUAGGAGGGCAUAUUUUCAAGGGCAUUCUUUAUGACCAAGGCCCCGAUCUAGAGAGCUCCUCCAGCUACCUGCAAGACCCUAAUCUCACAAUUGCCGGUGCCCUAACCGCUGCUACCGCUUUAGCUUCAACCUCUUCAUCAGUUGCUGCAGAUUCACUUGCUACUUCAUACCCGUUUCCCCUUAAUGCUUUCAUGUCCGGUACGCAACUUUUCCUCCACCCAAAAUCUUAGGGCUUGUUUGGUUUCAUCACCAGAGCAGGACAAAAAAAAAGGCCUUUUUUUUUUAAAUUGUCAAUUUGAUUCGAUUUUGCAAGGAAACUCCCAUCUCCCCUUCAUCACUAUUGCUAUAUAUAUCUACGUUAUUAUUAUUAAUAGUCUUUGAACUGGAAAUGAAUAAGGGAGAUCAUGAUUUAUGAUCAUCAUGUUCAUUAAUUGUUGAAAUUUCAAUUAUGAUACAUAUAUUUUGAUGCUCAA